CCCCUUCGAUAGGAUAAUGAGUCUUGUGGACAAGGGAGAAGCGGUGGAUGUGGUAUGCCUAGACUUUAGUAAAGCAUUUGAUGCUGUCUCGUAUGAUAUUCUUAUCAAUAAAUUAGGCAAAUACAAUUUAGAUGGAGCUACUAUAAGGUGGGUGCAUAACUGGCUGGAUAACCGUACUCAGAGAGUAGUUAUUAAUGGCUCCCAAUCCUGCUGGAAAGGUAUAACAAGUGGGAUUCUGCAGGGGUCUGUUUUGGGACCAGCUCUGUUCAAUAUCUUCAUCAACGAUUUAGAUGUUGGCAUAGAAAGUACGCUUAUUAAGUUUGCGGACGACACCAAACUGGGAGGGAUUGCAACUGCUUUGGAGGACAGGGUCAAAAUUCAAAAUGAUCUGGACAAAUUGGAGAAAUGGUCUGAGGUAAACAGGAUGAAGUUCAAUAAAGACAAAUGCAAAGUGCUCCACUUAGGAAGGAACAAUCAGUUUCACACAUACAGAAUGGGAAGAGACUGUCUAGGAAGGAGUAUGGCAGAAAGAGAUCUAGGGGUCAUAGUGGACCACAAGCUAAAUAUGAGUCAACAGUGCGAUACUGUUGCAAAAAAAGCAAACGUGAUUCUGGGAUGCAUUAACAGGUGUGUUGUAAACAACACACGAGAAGUCAUUCUUCCGCUUUACUCUGCACUGGUCAGGCCUCAACUGGAGUAUUGUGUCCAGUUCUGGGCACCGCAUUUCAAGAAAGAUGUGGAGAAAUUGGAGAGGGUCCAGAGAAGAGGAACAAGAAUGAUUAAAGAUCUUGAGAACAUGACCUAUGAAGGAAGGCUGAAGGAAUUGGGUUUGUUUAGUUUGGAAAAGAGAAGACAGAGGGGACAUGAUAGCAGUUUUCAGGUAUCUAAAAGGGUGUCAUCAGGAGGAGGGAGAAAAUUUGUUCACCUUAGCCUCCAAUGAUAGAACAAGAAGCAAUGGGCUUAAACUGCAGCAAGGGAGAUUUAGGUUGGACAUUAGGAAAAAGUCCUUAACUGUCAGGGUGGUUAAACACUGGAAUAGAUUGCCUAGGGAGGUUGUGCAAUCUCCAUCUCUGGAGAUAUUUAAGAGCAGGUGUGAUGCAGUAGGGACUGUCUGUGUGGGGGCAACAGAGCCGGGGAAGACUUUAGGUGAGGGACAGGACCUAGGCCUGUAACCUGAGCCAGGACCUAGGCCUGUAACCUGAGCCAGGUGGUGGGGGGGGGGUCAGCACCUUUGCCCGGGAAGCUGGAGAAAGGAAGGGGCCGGCUGGAGGGAGUUAGUUCAGUUUCGGUUUUGGGCUGGGUGGCUGGAAUUCAGGGAAUCCUAAGCUGGGGACUAAGCUUCCUGAACCCCCAGAAGGACUUUACUGGGGGGUCCUGACUGUGCCUCCAAGCUCUGCUGUAACCUGUGUUCCUGUUGUCCAAUAAACCUUCUGUUUUACUGGCUGGCUGAGAGUCACUGUGGGUCCCAGGAAGAGGGGUGCAGGGCUGGACUCCCCCACACUCUGUGACAGUAGGUUAGAUAAAUGUCUAUCAGGGAUGGUCUAUCAGGGAUUGGACUCGAGGUCCCUUCCAGUCCUACAAUCUAUAAAUUCCUCUAGCCUCAUAAUCCCGCUGUAUCCCAACCUUGCCCCCACCUCCACCCCCACCCCCACAUCCCUGCUGUAGACCAAAACCCCUGUACCCACAAAAUCCUCACAACUGCACUGCACCCCAAAACCCCCACAUCCCUGCUGUACCUCCAAAACCCCACCACCCCAUUGCAACCCCAAGCCACAUCCCCCACAACUUUACCCCUCACCCCCAUGUCCCUCCUGCACCCCAAAAAACCCUGCCCCCCAUGCCCACACUCCUGCCCUGGCACUG
This is a messenger RNA of Gopherus flavomarginatus (Mexican gopher tortoise), 1863 nucleotides long. RefSeq lists its product as uncharacterized. NCBI's taxonomy places the organism in Eukaryota, Metazoa, Chordata, Testudines, Testudinidae. The record is from RefSeq and is a predicted model, not a curated record. The coding region runs from base 17 to 940 and encodes 307 amino acids. The transcript has 2 exons.